UCACUUUAAGACCCGACUGAAGACGGAAGGAGCUAAAAUAUUCACAGUGCAAGAUUGUUGAACAUGAAACAAAAUAAUAAAAAGUCAUCCUGUUGUUGUUUUCUUCUUUCAGUGAUUCACACGCUGCAGUAUUUCUACACUGCGUCCUCUCAAGUUCCAAACUUCCCAGAGUAUGUGAUUGUUGGUUAUGUUGAUGGAGUUCAGAUUGUUCACUAUGACAGCAACAGCAGGAAAGCAGAAGCCAAACAGGACUGGAUGAACAAAAUCACAGCAGAGAAUCCAAAAUACUGGCAGAGACAAACAGAGGUCGGUGUUGUUAGUGAGUUGAGGGACAAAAACAGCCUUGAAGUUCUUAAGAAGCGUUUCAACCAAACUGGAGGUGUUCACAUUCUCCAGUGGAUGACUGGAUGUGAAUGGAAUGAUGAGACUGAUGAAGUUAAAGGUUGGCGUCAGCAAGGUUAUGAUGGAGAAGAUUUCAUAUCGUUGGACAUGAAGACAUGGACAUUUACUGCAGCAAAACAACAAGCUUUCCCCGACAAACUCAAGUGGGACCAGAACAAACAUCUACUAGAAUACGAGAAGUUUUACUUCACUGAGGAAUGUCCUUCUUACUUGAAGAAGUAUGUGAACAAUGGGAAGGAGGUCCUAAUGAGAACAGAGCUUCCAGAGGUGUUCCUGCUCCAGAAGACGCCGUCCUCUCCGGUCAGCUGCAUGGCGACAGGUUUCUACCCCGACGGUGCCGACCUGUUUUGGAGGAAAGACGGCGAGCAGAUCUUCGAGGACGUGGAGCACGGAGAGAUACUCCCCAACCACGACGGAACCUUCCAGAUGUCGGUGGCGCUGAAAGUGGAGGUGACGGCCGACGUGGAGGGCAAGUACGAAUGUGUGUUUCAGCUGUCAGGCGUCAAGGAGGACUUGGUCACCAAGCUGGAGAGAAGAAGCAUCCUGAGCAACGCAAGCCUGAAGAUGCUGGUCCAGGUGAAGUACAACCAACAGCAGAAGUAUGUGAAGCUGGAUGACGUUGAGGGACAGUUUGACUUUAUCCAAUUCCAUGGAAAAGUCAUUGAGAGAUUUUGCCUGCCACCCGAUGCAAGCAUUAUGUACAAGGAUGCAACAGGGACAGAAGUUGAUGCGGAAAUAUUCAGCGACCUGGUUGGACAAGGCAAUGUGGUGCUGACAAUAUUCUCAAGCCAGGAAUUUUCAGACCUGUCCUUGUCCUCUGCAUCUGAGAUCUCUGACUCUAGCUUCAACUCAAGCGGAACUCUUACCAUGGAUGAGAUCCCUCGCAAGAGACAGCGAAAAGAGAAUAAACAUGAUGCAACAUCAGCUAAACAGGUUUGA
Molecule: messenger RNA, 1341 nt
Organism: Nerophis ophidion (straightnose pipefish)
Lineage: Eukaryota; Metazoa; Chordata; Actinopteri; Syngnathiformes; Syngnathidae
Product: class I histocompatibility antigen, F10 alpha chain-like
Exons: 6
Coding region: 64-1341 (425 amino acids)
Biological process (GO): immune response
Cellular component (GO): external side of plasma membrane
Source: RefSeq, a predicted model, not a curated record